Molecule: messenger RNA, 2067 nt
Organism: Myripristis murdjan (pinecone soldierfish)
Lineage: Eukaryota; Metazoa; Chordata; Actinopteri; Holocentriformes; Holocentridae
Product: homeobox protein Hox-C13a
Exons: 7
Coding region: 727-1467 (246 amino acids)
Biological process (GO): embryonic skeletal system morphogenesis; anterior/posterior pattern specification; regulation of transcription by RNA polymerase II
Cellular component (GO): nucleus
Molecular function (GO): DNA-binding transcription factor activity, RNA polymerase II-specific; RNA polymerase II cis-regulatory region sequence-specific DNA binding
Source: RefSeq, a predicted model, not a curated record
UUAAAGAUGGUCGACGGCACUAAAAAAAACUCUUGUGUGUGUAGCUAGCUCGCCGGGAAAGGAAAAACUACGAAGAAAAUGGUUUUCUUUUACUGUAUUAACAAAAAGAUACUGAUAUAUUUAAUCUCGAUUCAUCACUUCUCCCAGACAGUUUUGAAUUUUACUCAGGAGCGUCACUCGGAUGUGUUUUGUCAAGUUCGUUAGCUAGUUAACUCCAGUUGGCACCUGAUACUCAAUGAACUCAUCAUACUUAAAUCACUUCGUAUGAGAGGGAGCAGUUAUUGCAGUAAACCCUUGGGAACGUUCUGCCAGACUGAGUCACCUUGAAGGUAUCCAAGAAGUCCUCUAAAAGUGGUUUGUUCUGCUCAUGCCUGUGAAACCACCAAUGGUUUCAUGCACUCAUCAUGAGGUGUGUGUUAUUGACCACGAAGGACAGGUAGGACUUUUGACGUCUCACACCAACACCAGUAAUCUGCAGCAAGCAGCCAUACUGUCUACACAGCGAGAGGAAAUGCUAAUACGACGUCGUCCUCACUAUAGCGAUUAAAGAAAAUUCAUCGAGGGCGAAAUGAGUGGGAUCGUGGAUUUAUCAGUAAAGAAACGCAGGCUGCUCAUAGAAAUGCUGUCUGAAGAAAUAUCGCAGAAGCUUCCUCGGGCUCCCCAAGUUGCCAGCAGACUACUUUGCAACUCCAGAGCUCGGUCAUUGGAGGACGGCCACACGUGACUAUGGCACCCUUCUGGCUGAACCCAAAUGAACAGUUUCAGUGCCCAGUGGACCCUCUGGUUCAACACCAUGACAAGGGCAAGCUGGACAUCAAAAGCAGGAGUUGCAGUCUAUUCACCAUCUGCCACUCAGGAUUAAUUUUUCCCUGGAUGAACCCACGGACACCUGACUCAAAUCAACCAGCAUCAGUCAGCGGUGGUGAGGAGGCCGGCUUCCCAGGCAGAGGCAGACACGGAGUCAGGAGGGAGAGGACGGCCUUCACCAACAGCCAGCUGCUGGAGCUGGAGAAGGAGUUCCACUUCAGCCCGUACCUGUGUCGGCCUCGGAGGCUGGAGAUGGCCGCAGGGCUGCAGCUCACCGAUCGCCAGGUCAAGAUCUGGUUUCAGAACCGCAGGAUGAGAUACAAGAAGGAGCACAAGUACAGAAGGGUGGCGAAGGCGUCCCAGUGGGCCCCGUGCAGCCCCUCCCCCGGCCUGAGCUCAUGUGCGGGCCGCCUGAGGUUCCCAGGUGCAUGCGUUGUCAGAACUUCUUCCUCCUCGUCCUCUUCAGAUCUGUACUUCAUGGAUUACGGUCAUAUGUGCACGUCCCCCUUUGGUUCUCACAGUGAGGCAAACAGCAGCCAGUAUGUUCAUGUUGAUCCUGUGGACCUGCCCCAUCUGAACUGCGUACCUCCAUCUGCCGCAGAUGGUCCACACUCAUCCCGUCCCGGUUUAGAUGGUAGUCAUCACCAUGCUGGUCUGUAAAAACUGGCCCUUGGGCCCGAUAAUGGCCGUUCCUCCUGUGCUCAUCAAAAUCUCAAUGAUACAGCUACUCUUACUUACUUAUGAAAGACUGGUCGACGUCUGAUUAGCAUCCCUGGAUAGAAAUCCCCUUAACAUGCCCUUUUACUAUUCACUGAACAUUUUAAUUAAAUUAUAUGAACUCAUCUUAAUUACAGAAUAACUGCAGAGAUGUAAUUGUGUCUGUCAGUCACAGUGACUGAAGACUGUGAGUCCUUUCAGUAUAGCUUCAUACUCAUGGCUUAUAUUACACACGGCAUGCACACGACAUUUCAAGGACAUGUUUGAGCAAUGAAAUGAUCACAAGCUGUUCUUUUUUGCUGUAAUUUUGUGACCGCUGCAUUUGUAUUGUGCAUCUUUGCUGCAUGGUUUAAUCACACUAUGAGUAAAUUUUGUCUGAUAAUAGAUAAGUGCUUGUCUUAUAUCGGGUUUGUAAGUGUCACAUUAGGCCUCCUUUUCAUAUGUUGUGAUUAUGUAAUGUAAAUAGUGGGUAAUUUGUGUACAAUGUUUUAAACUGUGAAAUGCGCUGAAGAAUGUUCAUAUUGAAUGAUGUUAUAUUUUUGU